This is a messenger RNA of Megalopta genalis, 690 nucleotides long. RefSeq lists its product as uncharacterized. NCBI's taxonomy places the organism in Eukaryota, Metazoa, Arthropoda, Insecta, Hymenoptera, Halictidae. The record is from RefSeq and is a predicted model, not a curated record.
GACGAUAUCAGGUCAGCUGUACUUUGUGCUACGACCUCCGAUAACCCCUUGCGUGUGUUUUAUAGACCCCCCCACUCUAUUUUUUUCCGAUCACACGAAGUUCAUAUAACAUCAAAACCUAACGGUUCGACGUUCAUUGCAAAUACGCGAGUGCAUCAACGAUCUUCGGGGAGUGUCCUGCAACCGUUUAUCGCGCGCUUCUCGAGUGCUUCGAGCGGAGAACUUAUUAACGCGUGUCUCUCUCUCUCUCUCUCCCUCGCUCUCUCUCUCUCUUGUGAAACUUACGCGAAAAAACCAGACAGAAAGAAGGGGUUGUGUCGCAGCCGUCUCGUUUUCAUCGGUCGUCGCGGUUAAUUUGAAUGUUUCUUUUCAAAUUGUCAGCACACGGAGGAAUGCAAAAGGACUGCCGAGACUGUUUAGGUCUCCGAUACCGUAUCAACUCCCUGAAUCAGAACUGGAAGUGGCUGCAUCAGACGAUCGCCCUGCACGACUAUCUGAUCUCGAUCACAGCCAGUCAAUCCGACGUUUCGAGAAAAUCGAUCCAAUAAGGGCUGCUAUCUACUGACGGAACUAUCAACCUGAAUCAAGGUUAAUUUCGCCACGCGUGGACAUCAACGAUUGAAACGCACAGCCCACAGUUCUAAAAUAAAGUAAGACUGAUUCUGCUGAGUCGGUAUUUCCUUCCAGGGA